GUUUUAAUAUAUAUUUGAAUAGUGUUUUACAUAAAAUAUAUGUAUUAAUUGUAAAUAAUUUAUCUUUGUUUAAGAGCGGAAGAAUAUGUUGAUGAAAGGAGAGAGUUUUUCCGCGGAGGAGCGAGCAGUCUCCCCCAUGUCGACACCCAGCCAGCACUCUGUUAUUACCUCCGUGUUAUCAUCGUCAAUAUGGUAGUUUAACGCACCUACGCCCACGCGCCCUGUGCGCAGUACACCGCAAACAUGAUGGAGCUUUCUUUAAUUACAUUGGUGAUCUCACCAAGGAGUUUUAUAUUGAUAAAAAGAAGAGAUAUAUAUAGCCAUGGAGUACAGCAGGAUGGCCAGUCUGGCCUCAUGGCCUUUGGAGUGUGAUCAGGAUUUUUCCUUGGGGGCCAAAGCAACAUCUUACCUACCUACUGCCACAUUAGAUCCCAGCUGUGACGAUGCCAUAUUUGCCCUCCCAGAUUGGAUGGAGAGCAGAGAGAACUUGGGUCUUGCCAACAUAAAGCUGUUUGAUGAUGUUGCAUUUUCCCAGAAUUUGGAAAAUGACAUCUCAUUUCAAGAUCUUGAUGUGGCUGGCAAUGUGGAUGAUUAUAAUUUUAGUACACUUAUUAAACCAGAAGAUAUGCUUAUUAAACCAGAAGAUAUGUUCAUUAAACCAGAAGAUAUGCUUGUACCCCUCUCAGAAUUGCCGCCACAGACAAGCACCCAAGAGGGUCUCUCGAUCAACCCCAAAUCUCUAACAUCAACAACUCCAAAGAUUAUCAUCCGUAUGAAAAAGGUGGCUGUAUGUACACCUACGAUAAAUACUAAUGAUUAUCUACACUUACCGUGUAAAGUUUUGCCCACUUCACAGUCAUCCUACAUUCCAAGCACAAACAACUCACAGCAUAUGCAAUCGACCUCUCCCCUUAAUGCUGCUACCAGUAUUUGUGAUGCUGAAGACUUGAUCAAUGAAGUGGUUCAGAUGAUGGAAAAUAAAACAGACAGUAAUGGUUUUAUUACUAUGAACACAUCCUUAGAUUCCUCCAUGGUUGAAGCCGACAUGGAUGAUUUACUUUCACAAUUAGAAUCCGGUAGUACCGAUUUGGAGUGUUCUGAUGUUUCUUCCUGGGGUUCAGAACCUGCAUCACCUGUAUCAAUCCCUUCACCAGUGCCGUCAACUGGUAGCCUUACUCCAGAACGAUCCUGUAAUGAUUCUCUCUUCCAUUCUCUCUCAUCUCCAAAAUGUAACAAAAAUACUCAAAGAAGUUCUCCAUCACAUAGUGAGGAAAACUUUGUUGAGUGGAUUCAGACAGACGAACAUUCUUGCUCAAGUUCACCACGAAAAAGCAAAGUUUCGCGCAAAACCUCAUCACUUCGAAGUAUACCAUAUCCAGAGAAUAGACGAGAACGAAAGAAAGAACAAAACAAGCAAGCAGCUCUCAAAUACAGACAGAAGAAAAAACAGGAGGAUGAUGAACUGAUGUCACAAAUAAAGGCUGAGGAAGACAGACAGAAGCUCCUGAAGGCAAAGUAUUCAAAUUUGAAACAAGAGCUUACUUACCUUAAGAAGAUCAUGAGAGAGGUAUUCAUUGCCAAAGGAGUGUUAUCAGAAGAUGCUUUCAAGAAAAAAUAGAAGAAUGGCACCAAAUUAGUACAAAAAGUGGCAGUGUGGUAAUUUUCAGAUUGUAAGUCUUUUUAGUUUUAUAUUUUCAUGAAGGCAAGAUGUUGUUUUGGCCCCAUCCUGCACUCCAUAAGAUGAAAAACUGGGUGUGGUGUAUUCCUACG
Molecule: messenger RNA, 1770 nt
Organism: Procambarus clarkii (red swamp crayfish)
Lineage: Eukaryota; Metazoa; Arthropoda; Malacostraca; Decapoda; Cambaridae
Biological process (GO): regulation of transcription by RNA polymerase II
Cellular component (GO): nucleus
Molecular function (GO): RNA polymerase II transcription regulatory region sequence-specific DNA binding; DNA-binding transcription activator activity, RNA polymerase II-specific
Source: RefSeq, a predicted model, not a curated record